Molecule: messenger RNA, 423 nt
Organism: Iphiclides podalirius (scarce swallowtail)
Lineage: Eukaryota; Metazoa; Arthropoda; Insecta; Lepidoptera; Papilionidae
Source: the annotation of a GenBank genome assembly
AUGCUCGGGAAACGCGUCACAUCUUCAACCGAACAGGUGCGUAGACUUGACGCAGUCUCCGCAGAAGGUGAUCCUACGUCAAAACAUCUUCAAAAUAUCACGGAGCGAAACAGUGUUGCUCGAAAACUGUGUAACGAAUGCCCGCUGAUUUCGAGGAGGUCAAUCGGCGGACAGCCCGCCGCUCGAGUGCUGCGAAGCGCCGAGCACGCGUCGCCAUUAAUUCAGCGCCUCAACGGACCCGCGUCCGCGUGCGCUGCGCCGACCACGCCGUGCCACGUGCUCAAAAAUCAGAUGUCACCCGAUUGGAUUCGGGCGUCGUAUUGCGAAAUGUCACCAGCUCCAACUACGUCGGGUUUGACCAAGAGAGUCGUUUAUGGUGUUGUGUUACCUCGUGCACCCGCGCUCACGCGGUUGCCAGUUGGG